AUGCGUUAUAAUAAUUCUCGUCCUACAGAAGAAUGUCCUUUAACAAAAAGUAGAAGUUAUAAAUACAUGUUAAAUAUGUACUGUGGAGAUGGUCUAAAAUUCAUUAUUAGUUGUUUCACUAUUUUGACUAUUUCUAUCACAACAACAUUAAUUUUACAAAUCUUAUAUGCUGAUGGAAGUCCACAGGAUAAAGCUGGUAUUCAUGGUGCAGUUGCAACAGAUUAUACAAAUUGUUCACAAAUUGGAACUAAAAUAUUGCGAAAAGGUGGUAAUGCAGUAGAUGCAGCUGUAGCAGCUACUAUUUGUAUGACAGUUGUAGCUCCACAUAAAACUGGUUUGGGUGGGGGUGGUUACAUAAUGGUAUAUAAUCAUAAAGAACAGAUAGAACCAAUCAUUAUUGAUUUUGCCAGUAAUACAAUAGAAGAUAGUCUUUUACAAGAUGGAAUACGUAUACCAGCAGUAUUACGGGGAUUAGAAUAUGCACAUACACUAAAAGGUAAAUUACCAUGGAAUGAAAUUGUUAAACCUUCUGUAUCUUUAGCCAAAGGUGGAUUUGUUGUAUCAAAAGAAUUAGCAAGUGAAAUAUCAAAAAAUAUUGAUUAUGAAAUUUUAUAUGGGCACCUUAAUGCAGGAGAUAUACUAAAGUUACAUGAUCUUAGUAACAUGUUAAAUGCUGUGGCAUUGCAAGGAACUAAUGUACUCUACAAUGGAACUUUCUCACAAAAUCUUCUACAUGAUAAAAUUAAACUUUCAAAAUUACUUUCAAAGCUAAUAUAUUAUGAACCUGAUAUAUAUAUAGCAAAAAAGUUAAGCUUUUAUAAACAUACAAUAUAUUAUCCUCCACAUAUGUCGUUAUUAAAGUCAAUGAUCACAGCUCUGGAAAAUCUUAAAAUAUCUACUGAAAAUAUAUCUACAAUAGGAACAGAGAUACAAAUAGCUAAAGCAUUAAUAAAUGCAGUUUUAACUCCAGUACAAUUAAGACAAUUCGUUGAAGAAGAAAAAUAUACUGGAGUUAUUGCAAUGGAUUGGGAAGAUACUUAUGUCUGUAUUAUAACUGGACUAAGUGCACCAUUUGGUCUUGGAUAUAUGUCAAAUGCAGGUUUUCUGUUAGAUAAAACUGAUACCAAUAAUACUUUAUCUAUGCUUAGUCCAAUAAUUUUUCAUAGUGAAAAAGCAUUAUGUGGAUUACGUGGAGUGUUUGGAACUGAUGAUAUAUUGAUUAUUGGACAAUUAUUAUACAAUAUUAUAGUGCGUCAAUUAAAUGUUUCUGAAGCUAUUGAAUAUCCAAGAUAUUACUUUUCUUCAGAUGGACUUGCUGUAGAAAAUGACCAAAAACAUUCUGUAAAUAUGUUAAUACGAAAUCAAUUAAAUUUAAUGAUGUCAACACAUUUGGACACAGAUUUAGUAUUAAAAAGUGUGAAUGCAAUCAUAAAAAGAAAAGAUCUAAUGUCAAGUCAUUCAGAUAGUCGUGGUGGUGGUCUUGCAUCAAGAUUUUAA
This is a messenger RNA of Eufriesea mexicana, 1497 nucleotides long. Its product is annotated as gamma-glutamyltransferase 7. The record is from RefSeq and is a predicted model, not a curated record. Gene Ontology annotation, cellular component: plasma membrane. Gene Ontology annotation, molecular function: glutathione gamma-glutamate hydrolase. NCBI's taxonomy places the organism in Eukaryota, Metazoa, Arthropoda, Insecta, Hymenoptera, Apidae. The transcript has 9 exons. Bases 1 to 1497 code for a protein of 498 amino acids. Gene Ontology annotation, biological process: glutathione catabolic process.